AUGGAUUUUCAUUCAUUGAUGGGUCAAGCUUCAAAUAUGAUGUUGGGCAAACGAAAUGAUGAUAGUCUUUCAGAUCGACUUAAUUACCGUUAUUCUGUGUCAAUUUUGAUUGUAUUAGCAAUAAUUAACAUGAAUCGUCUUUAUACAGAUCAAAUCAAAUGUUGGGUGCCAGCAUUCUUUACGCCGAACUACGACGAAUAUGUACGAUCGGUNUUUGUUCAUUGA
Messenger RNA from Rotaria socialis, 225 nucleotides. The record is from the annotation of a GenBank genome assembly. Lineage: Eukaryota; Metazoa; Rotifera; Eurotatoria; Philodinida; Philodinidae.